AUGAAAGGUAUAGCGUUUCGCCUUUUCGUUUUUGUUCUUUUCUUUUAUAUUACCAAUUAUAAUGUGAUAUAUGGUCAAAUGUGCACAUCGGAUAUAUGCCAAAAGUGCUGUCAUCCUACGAACGAUGGGUGUGAAAAUAAUUUUUAUAAAACUAUCAGAGGAAAUUAUUAUACUGAUAGAACAUAUUGCCAACAGUGUGAUUGUAAAAAUCCCGAAACAGGAUGUGGAUGGAUAGCUCAAAAAUAUGAAAAAGUAAAUUGUACCAGCUGUUCGUUUCUCAAACAUGCUUCAAUUAAAGUAAAAUAUUUUGAUACCUGUGGUUGUGGCCAUAAACUAAAAAAUGGAACUUUAAGAAUUAACAUUUAA
Molecule: messenger RNA, 366 nt
Organism: Plasmodium falciparum 3D7
Lineage: Eukaryota; Apicomplexa; Aconoidasida; Haemosporida; Plasmodiidae
Exons: 4
Coding region: 1-366 (121 amino acids)
Source: RefSeq, a predicted model, not a curated record